Molecule: messenger RNA, 1899 nt
Organism: Sycon ciliatum
Lineage: Eukaryota; Metazoa; Porifera; Calcarea; Leucosolenida; Sycettidae
Product: putative mitogen-activated protein kinase kinase kinase 7-like
Exons: 3
Coding region: 211-1839 (542 amino acids)
Biological process (GO): protein phosphorylation
Molecular function (GO): protein kinase activity; ATP binding
Source: RefSeq, a predicted model, not a curated record
UGGAGUGUUGCUAAGAUCUACCCUGUUGUUCGAGACGCAAACAAAAAAGACACGCAUAACUGCAAUCAGGUGAUUCUCGUGAACCAAAGCGCAGAUCGACUGGCCACUGAGCUGGCAAUUUUCAUUUUGUCUGGAAGACUAAACUCACACGUUUGAUUUUUGGACAUCCUCCACCCUGCCUGGAUCGCCUGGUAUGCCAGAGUGUUGGCGAUGGCAACGCCUGAAGCGGUGUUGUUGCGAGAUCUUAGCUUAGGCAAAGGGCAAAUCGCCUACCUUGGUACUUUCACCGUUAGAGACGAGGAUGAGAUUGGCCGCGGUUCCGAUGCUGCUGUGUAUCGAGUAGUAUGGCAAGGCAUACCGGUUGCUGCAAAGGUGUUGCACCCGAACCUUGUCCAACCAGGUGUGGAGGGGAGAGAUGAGAGGCUUCAGCGAUUUGGCGUUGAAAUAGCCAGACUGUCUCACCUCCAGCACCCUCGUCUUUGUCAAAUUCUCGGCAUUGCAGUCACCGCCGAUCGUCAUUUGCCAGUUUUAGUGGUGGAGCUAUUGGAUCGUACACUUUAUCAAUGUAGUGUUGGUCCAGAUCGGUUGGACCAUGUCACCCUGCUAUCGUUCCUGGCUGAUGCUAUGGCUGCCGUUCGUUACCUCCACAGCAGAGAUCCACCAGUGAUUCAUCGUGACCUGACUUUGCGGAAUGUCUUGAUCACGGGCCAGAUCGCCAAGCUCUGUGACUUUGGUUGUGCGCGACUGUGCGCAACAAAUCCUGCGGAUUUGGUUGGCUUGUUGCCAGAUCUCACAGCAUGUCCAGGGAACGUGUUCUAUAUGCCGCCGGAGGCUCUGCUAAACCCUCCGGUGUACGACGAAUCACUGGACAUAUUUUCUUUUGGCGUGCUGGCUACGAGCGUCCUGACCGGAGUUGAACCGUCGACAGACCUGCUCACAGCACCAAGAUCCCGGGUUCAUACUGUCCAGCGAGCGGACGGAACGAGUGAAGAGACCGUCAUCGCUAUCAGCGAAGUCGAGCGACGCAGUGGUGAUUUGGGAAGAAUACCAGACGGCCAUCCGCUCAGGCAUGUAAUCGUCCGCUGCCUGGCAGUCAUUGCAGAUGACCGUCCCAGGGCUGAGGAGCUGCAUGAGAUAGUUCUGGACACGGUAAAGCUGGCGCGUGAUUUGUCCCCGAGUCAGCCUAGCACUGCUGGUACAGGGGUUACCAGGCAACUAGAGUCGACUUCACAGCAGCUAGGCCAGCAAGCUACAUGCAUUGCUGACAUCACCGCACGCAGCUCUGCAGUAGAGGAACAACUCAGCACCAUGACACAGCGUCUUGUCGACACUCAGCUGGAAACCACUGCUAUCCGUGACCAACUGCAGACUACAAACCAGCAAGUGACAGAGAUCCGUGACCGACUGGAGACUACGACCGAACAAGUCACCAGCCUGCAAGGACAUGUAGCAGUAGUUUCCAGUCAACAGACAGACCUACGUGCAUCCAUCAGUGAGCAGCUAGAUGAGACCAACAGACGGGUGAAUGAUCAGCUAUCACAACUUCGCUCUACACGGCAGGUUGGUGACAAUUCUCGUCAGCACUCUGCAGCACCUGCCGCACAUUCUCUGGCUCUGUCACCGGAGAAGAUUGAACGCAUCAGGAAGGAGAGAAAGGUAUGUGCAAACACAGAUAUAUACAUACACACAGACAAUACAAUACAAUAUGCCCAUCCGGAGAUGAUAGCAGGUCCCGAAGGGACCAACAGUGUUCAAGUCAUGAGCAAAAUCGGGCGUGGCGAGUCAAGUCCUGGCGACGGUGAUAGCGCUUUCCACAAGUGCAAACGAAGUCUAAGGUGACGAGCUCGGUCGGAGGAAUGGUGCUGCAUGCUAAUCUCCACUCUCUGCGAUCCUGGGCGA